GGUUUUGUUAAUUGCUGCUAUUUUUGAAAUAUUGGAGUUUGAGGAUAGUUGAUUAGCCUCAAAUUAAUUCCAACUUCUCGGCUUCUUUCUAACUCAUAAAAAUUUUCAAAAUUUUAGCAAAUAAAUUUUCAAAAUUGGUACCAAUUUUAUAUUUGCCACUCCUUGGCAAAAACCCUUUUGAUAAAAGCGUGGGUUACUAUUCUUCCGACCGUAUAUUCAAGAACCCUUCGGAUGAAGCCGUACGUUACUCUACGUUCGAUCGUAUUUGCAAAAGCCCUUUUGAUGAAAUCGCAGGUCACUAUUCUCUGGAUUGCAUUUAUAAAAACCCUUUUGAUAAAGCCGUGGGUUACUAUUCCCUCGAUCGUAUUUGUAUGAAACCCUUCUGAUGCAGCCGUGAGUUGUUGUGUCUUCGAUCGUAUUUGCAAAAGCCCUCUGAUGAAGUCUUGAAUUACUGCAAUUUCGAUCGCAUUUGCAAAAACCCUUUUGAUGAAGCCAUGUAUUACGAUUCCCAUAAUAGUAUUGGCAAAAAGCUUUUCGAUGCAGCCGUGAAAUACUAUACCUUUGAUUGUCUUUGCAAAACCAUUUUGAUGAAACUGUAGAUUACCAUACCAUCAAUAGUCUUUGAAAAAACCUUGUUGAUGGAGCCGUGCUGCAUUAUUCCCUGGAUCAUAUUUGGGAAAACGAAUUCUUAAAAACCGUGGAUCAUUCUACCUCAUAUCGUAUUUGAAUGAACGUCGGUCUAAAGAUAUGAAGAACAAAUACCCUUUAUAAUUUCAAGAAUGGUCCACUUCAAAAACCCACGAUCACAUCAACGGCUUUUUCGUAUAUGCGACGUCUAUAAAUCCUUCGAAGGUUUGUACAAUGUUGAAGAAAAGACAAGACUUUUGUACUAUACUAUUAUUUUUUACAGUGCACACCCACACCUACACCCACACUCACACCCGCACCGACACCGACCGCCGCACCCACACCCACACCCACACCCACACCACACCACACCACACCACACCACACCACACCCACACCCACACCCACACCCACACCACACCACACCCACACCACACCCACACCCACACCCACACCCUAGAUGGUUAAAAAAUAUGUUUCUAGUCGAUUGAAAGACAAGGAUCUUGGGUUCAAACAUUUUAAAAGCACAAAGGUGAUAGAUAAUACUGUACGAACAUCAAUUGAACAUGUAUCAACAACAAUAGAAAAAAAACUAAGAUUAUCUCGUGCUCAGCUUCUUACUAAAUCAACUGCAACAACACAAACCACUAUUGAAGAUGAAGAUGAACCAGUAUCAUAUGAUAUUCCAUACACAAAUGUUAAUAUUAUCGUUAGCAUCAACAUGAUACUGGAUUUGGUUAAUAAACUUCGUUGUCCUUCAUGUGGUCGUGUUGGGAAAAUGUCUGAGAAAGUUACUCAACGUCGUGGUCUCUUAUACCAUAUCACAUUUUCAUGUAAGUGUUCAUAUGAAACACAUUUUAAAAAUUCAACAGAAUUGGUUCAUUCAUCUACUUCACGUAUAGAUGAACUCAAUAU
Messenger RNA from Adineta steineri, 1542 nucleotides. The record is from the annotation of a GenBank genome assembly. NCBI's taxonomy places the organism in Eukaryota, Metazoa, Rotifera, Eurotatoria, Adinetida, Adinetidae.